AUGGCGUCGGAGGAGAAGGAGUCAGAGGUGCGGGUGGAGGAGAAGGCGACAAAGGUGCGGGUGGAGGAGAAGGCGACAGAGGUGCGGGUGGAGGAGAAGGCGACAGAGGUGCGGGUGCAGGAGAAGGUGUCAGAGUCAGAGGUGCGGGAGGAGGAGAAGGAGUCGGAGGUGCGGGAGGAGGAGAAGGUGUCGGAGGUGCGGGAGCAGGAGAAGGAGUCG
Messenger RNA from Hypanus sabinus (Atlantic stingray), 219 nucleotides. RefSeq names its product probable serine/threonine-protein kinase kinX. NCBI's taxonomy places the organism in Eukaryota, Metazoa, Chordata, Chondrichthyes, Myliobatiformes, Dasyatidae. The record is from RefSeq and is a predicted model, not a curated record. The annotation marks the transcript as partial. The transcript is spliced from 3 exons.